Messenger RNA from Pelecanus crispus (Dalmatian pelican), 1413 nucleotides. NCBI's taxonomy places the organism in Eukaryota, Metazoa, Chordata, Aves, Pelecaniformes, Pelecanidae. The record is from RefSeq and is a predicted model, not a curated record.
AUGUCAAGACGCAGUAGCCGGUUGCAAGCCAAGCAGCAGCAGCCGCUGUCAUGUCAAGAAGAGUCUCCACAAGAACUGCAGGCACCAGAACAUCUCCAGACCAGAAAAAGGAGAACAGCAGAGGAGAUCAAGAAAAGAGAAGAUGGGAAAAUUGCUAAAAAGCAUCAAUAUGAGAUUAAGAGUUGUUGGCCGCCCACGAUAACAGGAGGCAUCUCGCCUUGCAUAAUUAUUGAAACGCCUCACAAAGAAUCAGUAACCACUGACUUCUCAAGAUUCAAAAAAUACAGGUUCAGAAACCUCUUCAUAAAUCCAUCGCCUUUGCCAGAACUCAACUGGGGAAAUUCCAAAGAUGUCUGGCUCAACAUCCUGAAGAAGGAGAACAGAUACGCUCACUGCAAACAUUUCACAUCACUACAUUCUAGUUUGCAACCUCACAUGAGAUCAAUACUCUUAGACUGGCUCUUAGAGGUAUGUGAGGUGUAUGCACUCCACAGGGAAACCUUCUACCUAGCUCAAGACUUUUUUGAUAGAUUCAUGUUGACACAAAAGAACAUUAACAAGAGCAUGCUUCAGCUCAUAGGAAUUACCUCAUUAUUCAUUGCCUCCAAACUUGAGGAAAUCUACGCUCCUAAAAUACAGGAAUUUGCUUACGUCACUGACGGUGCUUGCAGUGAAGAUGAUAUUGUCAGAAUGGAACUUAUUAUGUUAAAGGCUUUAAAAUGGGAACUCUGUCCAGUGACGAUCGUCUCUUGGCUGAACCUCUAUCUUCAAGUGGAUGCUCUGAAGGAUGUUCCGACAGUGCUGCUACCUCAGUAUUCUCAGGAAAAAUUCAUUCAGAUAGCACAGCUCUUAGACCUGUGUAUUCUGGAUGUGAAUUCUUUGGACUUCCAGUACAGAACACUAGCUGCUGCAGCGCUCUGCCACUAUACCUCAAUUGAAGUAGUUAAGAAAGCUUCAGGCUUAGAUUGGGACAGCAUUUCAGAGUGUGUAGAAUGGAUGGUUCCCUUUGCGAGUGUGGCAAAAAAAGUCCCUGUGAAGCUGAAGAACUUUAAGAAGGUUGCAGCAGAAGACCGACACAACAUCCAAACACACACAAAUUAUUUGGACAUGCUGGAAGAAGUUAACAGUGGAGUAGCAUCUACUGCCCCAGGUCAGUUAUCACCCGUGUCAACAGGAGGAAUAAUAACCCCUCCCAAAAGCACAGAGAAGAAAUGAAAUAUGGACAAACAUCACGAACAGUUUCAGAAACAGGACUUGGUGCUUCAGAACAAGACCACACUAAGGGUGACUCAUGCUCUUUACUGCUAUUCGAGACUUAGGCAGUAAAAGACGCAUCAAAUAGAGCAGCAGAUGGAAAUUGCGCCUGGUGUCCUCCUACAGACUUGAUAAAAGAUUUAGACCAAGCAUCCCUCC